Molecule: messenger RNA, 3387 nt
Organism: Colletotrichum lupini
Lineage: Eukaryota; Fungi; Ascomycota; Sordariomycetes; Glomerellales; Glomerellaceae
Exons: 23
Coding region: 1-3387 (1128 amino acids)
Source: RefSeq, a predicted model, not a curated record
AUGGUGACGGGAUCGACUCUGGAAGACGACAUCGAGCAGAAAGGCCAACACUAUGGCGGUGGGAUGCCGUUGUCUCUGCCCGCAUUCAUCGUAUGGGACUCUGGGGCUCUGGGCGCGGAGGAGUCGGCAGAGUUGAGUUUCGACGGCAGAACCCACGAAGACCCACACACGCUGCCGUCUUUGGACGGUUUCACUGCACACUCAAAAUUCGCAGCCAUUCAGGUCUGGACGGCUACUUCCGGAACGGACGCCGGUGUUGUCUUGGCAUAUACGUACUUUUUCCCAGAGGCACAGUUCUCUCUCGUCAGCCUCUUCCUCAUAAUCUAUGUUAGACUUCAAGCUCAAUUUUGCCUUGCUAUCAAAGGUGAGGCACCUUUGAAGACACAGCACAGAACAUCUGUACAGGAUGUCGAUAUCCACUUGAAGGAUCAACUCAGCAUCCCCUUGCCCCCUCGAUUCACUUCCAAAUUCCCACGAGACGACGGCGUGAAGCCGAGACACUUGUUGGUGACUAAGAUGCAGGAAACAGGUGAGCGGUGCGGCCCCCAAAGGAAGAGCAACAACCAAGACAAGAUAAAACAAGACAAAGCCGGGCCACGAGUUCUCGAGUCUCCAGUCUCUAUGUACUAUCUACGCAUAGGCGGCUUUGAUGGGCUCGACUACCACCCCUCUGCCCCAACGCAAGUUGCAACUAUCGUCUCGUCGGUGCAGAAAUACUGCAUCCGCUCACUAGCAGAAAUCGACAAGCUCAAUCUCGAACCCACAAUCCAAGCCAACGGACCAACGCACAGUUACAACUUAUCCAGCCUAGUUGACUCGACUCGGACAAACAAAGUGCGAUGUCACUGCACUGUCUCCCGCUCACGGACCUCGUACGGCGGCCGCUGUGAAGCAGAGUCAAAAGUCUUGUUUCUUUUGCUUCCAUUCUCCGCUCCGAUCCACCGACCGAUGUAUCCCCAAGGUAUGCUACCGUAUGACAAGACGAGACAAGAGUUCCGACUGGAGACAACAUGUUACGAUCGCCAGUGGAAGCUAAGCUACCUUUACGCUAGAAGCCCCCCUCAGCUGCAGAUAGAUGUGUCCGACGCUUUGCGCAGCCUCAAUGUCUCAUUCACAGACUCACAGUCGACCACUUCUUGGGUCCCCUCAUCCCCUCUUGGUGCGACGACGGCGGCGAUGGAAAACGGAAACCUUCCUUGGCCAUCCAAUUGUAUCUUGAUUACCAUUGACCCAGUGAUCCAACAACAGCCUAAUCAGUUCAGACGCACAGUCGAACUAGAUCAAGACGACAACGGCUUCCAGUCGUUCAACGGACUCCGAUACUUUGUUCGCCUCAACACCAAAGCGCAAAAUCUAUCAAAGGCUAUGAAGCCAUAUUGGGUCAGCUCAGCGGCGAAAUCUACAUGGGAACCCCUCUUUCCAAAUCAUCCUAUCCCGAGCUACAAGCCGGAAGAAAGUCAACCAAACGCCCAGGAUCGAAAGCUUCCGCAGCCAGCCCAGGCCCCCAAGGCCCCUUGGCUAUCUUCGCAGUCUCCGGAAAUAGCCAGGCUUGGUCGGUCGAUCACAGCGAACCGCGCUGCUUCUCUCAGAUCUUCAGAUAUCGUUCUGACGGCACCGCGGGGCCUACCACUCAUACCUAGCACGCCUACACCACCACCCGAUCACCCGAUACAUCCAAGUCCACACAGAAGAGGUACAGAGGUGUAUGAGGAUACACCCUCGAUUCGGCUCCAGAACCCUGGCCUGGGCUUACGCAUUAGGAGAUGGCAAAGGUGGACUGCAUGUUACCAGUCAUUUAUGACAACGUCCCAUCCUCUUCAAUUGUGGGGUCACCAAAGUCUUCAGCAGCAGCAGCACAAGACAUCCCCAUAUACAGGAAAGCCUAUCCGUUGCGGAUGCGUCUCUCCGUCAUCCACGCAUGGACAAUCGAUGAGGCAGCAGGCUAUACUCCUCGCCGGCUUGUAUAACAAACUCCUCGCUUUUCACCUCAACUUCGCGAAAGCCGCUGAUCAAGCCUACUCCAUACGCUCGUCGUCGGUUGGGUUCACGGUCAGGCUGCUUAACCGGAAAACACGGGAACCUUGCUUUGCCAAGAACGCGCUGUCGGACCUUUCCAGUGUUCCUCGCAUUCUCGCACACUUACUCGGGCCUUUCUCAUUACAUCUCUCACACGCCGGCUUGUGUACCCAAAUCCGCAAUGAAAUUACAAGGGAUGUCUUCUCGAUGACAUUAUUUGUCACCUCUUUCUAUGGGAAAGAGUGCCCCGAAACGCAUCGGUGGUCUACCCAGAGUAAGACCCGCCAAUACGGCUCCGGGCAUCGGGCACAAGGUCAUGUUUUCUCGUUUUACAAAACACUAUCGCCCCCAAUUCUCGAUGCCUGUAUCCGUGUAUGCCGUCUGCCGCCCGCCGAUCUACUAUCUAAGGAUACCAUAUCUCUGCGACGCCAUCUUGCCGAGGCGUAUAGCAAACCACACAGACACACAAACAACGAAAUGCCGGUUCAGCUCAACGAUGGCAAAUUGAAGUACGGUUCCAAACAGAUUGAUAGUAGAUCUAGCCGCCGGGGCUGGAGGCGGGAUGGUAGUGGGAGGGAUUCCAGGGAAACCAAGACAAUUAAUUGCCUUCCGCCCCUCUCUCCUGAUGAACACGUGGGUGGUGAUGAUGAUGACUCUUUGUAUCGCCUCGGCAUCUUCCACCUACUUUGUACUUCUAGGCCAGGGAAACCAUUCCACGCAGAGAGGGGCGCAAAUCUCCCCGAGAACAAGAAAUCUUGUCUUCCCGCCGCCGUUUCUAAUAGACGACAAUGUGGUUCAUGGAGUAGUACCAACGAUUCGACGAACCCCACCGGCAUACAGCUCAUGCGUGCAAAUGUUCCUCGCCCUUUGACCCCCUUCUCCUUGAGAAAACUAAACAAGAAUGACCCGACUACCUCCAGGACAGGGGAUGCAAUCCACGGCCCUGGCCCUGGGCCCUCGGGGUCCCUGUCUCUACGGAUCUUCGCGCCCUUUGAUUCCCGUCCCGAAGUCCCGGCUGCGGAUACAACAAAACGACGGGAUCUUUCUCUCUUCCAAACCAUGUUCUGGGGCUUCAAUCACGGUUACAUCUGUCGCCCAAAAGGUACGAAUCGGCCGUGCAGCAAUGACCACUCGCCCCGGGGGGUCUCCCCGUCCAGUCUUAUACCGGUUCCCUUGGGUGAAUCGACCUCCCUCGUGCCCGAGUUCCUCAAUACCCAAGUCAUCAUCCGCAUCCCACCCACCGACCAUCUCAACUCCCGACGCUGUCAAAUGUACGCCAUGGCGGGCCUUUCUGCUCUGGGAAGGCCUGAGCAGAUGCUGCCAGCGUGCCUGUUAAACGUCCAGGCAACUCAACGGUACGGCAAACUCUAA